Messenger RNA from Olea europaea var. sylvestris, 1257 nucleotides. Its product is annotated as probable cytokinin riboside 5'-monophosphate phosphoribohydrolase LOGL10. Bases 241 to 1125 code for a protein of 294 amino acids. The transcript is spliced from 4 exons. NCBI's taxonomy places the organism in Eukaryota, Viridiplantae, Streptophyta, Magnoliopsida, Lamiales, Oleaceae. The record is from RefSeq and is a predicted model, not a curated record.
GAGCUUGGAAAGAAUCGAAUCACGUUUUAUAGCGUUGUUCCAGCCAUGGAACAAAGCAAACAAGAACCCAAUUCCGAUUUUCGCCACCAAAAAGUUACACAGAACAAACUGUAGGAUUUUGAGUUGUAGCACAUAAAGCUGUUGAUUGCAGAAAGCCCCAAACGCAAACGCCCGUUUCUAUUAUUUGAUACAAACAGAAAACUCUUUAAAGUCUCUCUCCUAUUCUUGGAAGUUCUGAAAAUGGGGUUUUCUAUUGCUAGUUCUAAUUCAUUUGGCCAUUGUUAUCUCAUUCAAGAUCAUAGUCAAAGGACAGGAAAAAAGUUUGCGUCUUUUCAUGGAAAUUUCAAAUUAUCGACACUCUUCACCAGGGCUCAAUCGAGAAAAUCAUUUUGCUGCAAAUUAAAGGGCAUUGAUUUUCAAGAGAGAACAAGCCCAGCUGAGGUGAAGGAGGAAAUUGAGCAAUGCUAUAAACUCAUACAAAGGCUUGGUAGAGGUGUUGUGUAUUUGGGUUCUUCAAGGUUCGGACCUAACCAUCCACAUUAUGCACAGGCAUUCGAGUUGGGGAAGGAGAUUUCAAGACUCUUGGAUUGUACUUCAUGGUCGGGGGCUGGACCCGGGCUCAUGGACGCUGCAACUAAAGGUGCUCUGCAAGCAGGGAAGCCUGUUGGCGGAUUUAAAAUCGCUAAAGAAGCUGGAGAAUGGACGGCUAGAAAAUUUCAUCCCUACUUACCAUUAGACUGCUAUCUUACAUGCAGAUUCUUUUCUGCAAGGAAGCACGGGUUAGUGGAUGCUGCUGUUAGAGCUAGUGACUCUGAUCGGACGGCUGUUGUUGCCCUUCCUGGUGGGAUUGGCACUUUAGAUGAAGCGUUUGAAAUUCUCGCAUUGAUUCAGCUUGAAAGAAUCGGAUCUAAGCUUCAUGUUCCCUUUCUUUUGAUGAACUACAACUCUUUUUAUUCAAAGUUGCUCGAUUUUCUUGAUGAUUGUGAGGUCUCGGGUACUCUUUCCAAGGGUGAGUUAUCGUCAUUGUGGAAAGUUUGUGACAAUAACUUGGAAGCUUUGGCCUAUCUUGAAGAAUAUUACAGCGUAUCUAGGUUAAGAAAUGACUACAAAACUGUCACUAAUUAGACGUUGCAGUUGUAGUUUGACACUGACUUCUUUUCCCUUGAUUAUUUUCUCGUGGCAUUUGUACCCUUCAAUUGUUUGUUCGAGAUGCUAUAUGGGAUGUAAUGUAUUGGCAAUGAACAAAACCUUAAUGAA